Molecule: messenger RNA, 2445 nt
Organism: Didymodactylos carnosus
Lineage: Eukaryota; Metazoa; Rotifera; Eurotatoria; Philodinida; Philodinidae
Source: the annotation of a GenBank genome assembly
AUAAGUAUAUAUACAAGUAAACUGUAAUGGUUAUAUAACUGUUGCGCUGAUAAAACAAAAUGGUGAAUAGAAAAAUGAGAGAACAGAAUGCAUCUUAACAGACCGAAAAAUGCAUGUCGCUUGAAGUGACAAAAUUCAUGUAUUUUGCUGUCAAGCAGCGUGCCCGUAUACAUAGACGCGAAUCACGUCUCUGACUCGAUUCUUGUAUGCCUGUAUAACGCAUGAGAUAGAUACUGUGAAUCAAGCAUGCCUGAAUUGUAAAAAUAGAUUAGUCUUGGGACACUACACAUUUUUCUCUUUUAACUCUGAGAUAAUUGAAAGUUAAAGUUGAAGGUGUCUACACUAUAAAGUUAAUAUUCCAACAGAAUUUCAAUUCUACCUGUAUCAUGGUGAACAGUAGUGCAGGAUAAUGCAGCUAUGCAAUAAGAUAGUCGUGUACAAAGCAGAUUCUAAACUAAACUUAUUAAAACUUAUUACAUGUAUUCGGUUGGCACGCAACUGUAAAGGAAAUAUUGAAAUUCAACAACCUAAAGAUUAUGAACAAUUAAAUCGUUUUUCUAUUAGAAAUUGAUUAAAGGACACUUUCCAACACAGAUCGUAAAUCUAUCUUAUGUUGUCAUCGUAAAGGCGGGAACAGAUUUUUCAUUGGUUUUCUUACGCGAAUUACUAUUGGUGCUUUAACUUUAAGUGAUGUCGAAAACAUCACUUAACUUCUCACUUAACUUUUAGCCAAUAGAAUUCCUUAAAGCUCCUUUAACUUUUGUAGUGUAGACAAGACCUAAUUUCUCAUGAAUAUAAUCAAAAAAAAGAAGAAUUAAUAAAAAAAAAAAGAACAAGACUAAGAUAAGUAUCAGAAGGUAUGUUAAUUAAAAAUCAAAAGAUUGCACCACGAAAAAUAAUAAAAGUAGAUUAGUUAAAUAGAAGAGUGAUAUUUACCUGGGAUGAUACUUUGUUGAUGAACUAACUGUCUUGUAUAAUCGCCUCAAAGUACCCAAGUGAAAAACGAAAACUCUACUUGUUAGGAUCAGUGUUUUUAAUAGGAAUUUUAAGCAAAGUGGGUUUUCCCAGUUUACCACUGCAUUUUCCAUGUUUUCCCUGCUAAAAACAAAGUAGCAACCCAUUUUGGUCAAGCGAGACCCACUAAUCAUUAAAAACACUGGUUAGAAUGAUAAAAAAAUAAUUUAUGUGACUAUUACUCUCUUCUCAAUUAGGCAGACCGCAACUAAUAGAAUUACACUGAUAUGAUUUUUAUUUUUAUUUUGUAUCUCCUAGAUUGCAGCCAUGGAUGAUUCAACAACCUUAAACCGUUCGAAAUUUUCUACAACAACUACAACAUAUCCUAACAAUAUGACUAUCGAAUCAAUUGUGCCUGAUCGAUCUUGGUUUUAUGAUGGUCAUUUAUUUCUUCAAACUACUGGUUGUCAAACGAUCGCUGGAGCAUUUACAUGGGCCGCUAUAUUGAUCACAGGACAUCAGAUUUAUUGUCAUUUACGGUACUAUAAUGUACCAAGUGAACAAAAAUGGAUUAUUCGUCUUCUAUUCAUUGUUCCAAUUUAUUCCUUUGUCUCUUGGCUCAGCUUGGUUAUGUUUAAUAACGAAAGUUAUUAUGUUUAUUUUCAUGCCAUCAGAGAUUGCUAUGAAUCAUUCGUCAUCUACAGUUUUUUGAGUCUUUGCUAUGAAUAUUUGGGUGGUGAGUCAGCGAUUAUGGCUGAAAUUAGAGGCAAAAAUAUCGAGCGGAGUUGGUGGUAUUGUACAUGUUUUUUAUCAAAUAGAGAAUAUACAAUCGGGUUUUUAAGAUUUUGUAAACAAGCAACAUUACAAUUUUGUUUGAUUAAACCCAUCAUGGCUGUUGUAACGUUAAUACUACAAGCAUUUAAUCAUUACCGGGAUGGAGAUUUUAGUGCCAAAUCUGGUUAUUUGUACCUGACAAUCAUUUAUAACAUCUCCGUUAGUUUAGCUUUGUAUGGUCUCUUCUUAUUUUAUGCAGCCACAAAAUCAAUUUUAAGAAAAUAUGAUCCCGUAAUUAAAUUUCUUACCGUAAAAUCAGUCAUAUUUCUAACAUUUUGGCAAGGUGUUCUUUUGGCCAUUCUUGAACAACUACAAAUCAUCCAGGCAUUUCAAGGAGCAACACGUUUAAAUGUCGGAACAGUAGCUGCUGGUUGGCAAAAUUUUUUGAUUUGUAUUGAAAUGAGUUUAGCAGCAAUUGCUCUUCGUUUUGCAUUUCCUCAUCAUCCGUACAUGUCUGAUUCAGCGUAUUCAUCAACAAUAGCCAUUAAUAGUCUUUAUUCCUCAUCUGGUGGUACAGAACGUCCAGCAACGAUGCAUAGCAUUUCGUCAAAUUUAAAAGAGACAAUGAAUCCAAAAGAUAUUAUGCACGAUGCUAUACACAAUUUUCAUCCGCAAUAUCGAAACUAUACACAAUAUAGUUCAUAUGUAAGUAGUUAG